GCGACCACUUUCAGGAAGUCCACCCGUUUCUCUUCUGCGCCUGCAUCUGCUGCCGAGCGGGUACCACGGCGGCGCUGCGUGCGGGCUAUGCCAUGAGAAAUUAGGAGGGUCGACAGCAGAAAAGCGUUGUCCGGGCCUUCGGUUGUGCCUGGAGGCCUGAACCCACGGCUCCGGAUUCGACCUUUCGAGAUAGAAAACAUGACCCUUCCGUCUUUGCUGCUGACCUGCCUUGUCCUGCUAACCUCGGAUUCCUGUGGCUUCUCCACGGAGACCAAUUAUUUGAGAAGAAGCUUUCCUUGCGACGAGAAAAUACAAAAUGGCAGCUCUGUUACCGUGGUAUGCAACAACCGGCGACUGCAAGAAGUCCCCCAGACCGUGGGCCCAGAUGUCACGGAGCUAGACCUCUCUGAUAACUCCAUCACACACAUCACGAACGGAUCCUUCCGGAGGCUGCACAAUCUCACCACCAUCAACCUCAACCGCAACGCCAUGCUGCCGCCCUACUUUGAAAAUUACCGGAGAAAUAAAAAAGGCAUGAACAUCACUGACGGCGCGUUCCUCAACUUGCAAAAGCUAACGGAGUUACUACUUGAGAACAACCAGUUAGACAAAAUACCCUCUGGCUUGCCGGGGUCUUUGAGGUGGCUGAGCCUAACUCAAAACGAAAUCGUUUCAGUCACUAAAAACAGCACUUCCGGACUGAGGAACUUGGAAAUUCUCAAUUUGGGCUGGAACUGCUAUUUUGGCAACGUGUGUAAUAAAACUUUUAACGCCGACGGGGCCUUCGAGGAGAUGGCCAACUUGAAGGAGCUCACGCUGUCCUUCAAUAACCUUUCCAGGGUGCCCCGCAACCUGCCGAGAUCCUUAACGAAACUGUAUCUUAGCAACACCAACAUCAAUGCCGUCCGUAGAGUGGACUUCGAGAACCUGGGAAAUUUAACGGUCCUCGAUCUGAGCGGGAACUGUCCAAGGUGCUUCAACGCGCCGUUCCCCUGUAUACCUUGCCCAGGAGAUGCUUCCAUUUCCAUAGAUGGCAACGCUUUCGACAACUUGACCCAACUUGAAUAUCUCAACCUCUCUAGCACUUCCCUCCGGAAGGUCAAUUCAAACUGGUUUAACAAGAUGCGUGAUCUGAAGGAGCUGCAUCUUGAAUUCAACUACUUGGUACAAGAAAUCGCCUCUGGGGAAUUUUUAACGAAACUGCCCUCCUUGGAAAUACUGGACUUGUCUUAUAACUAUGUAAAGACACAAUAUUUAGAGUUUAUUACUCUUUCCCCAAACUUCUCGAAGCUUACCUGUCUCCGGUCUUUGCAUUUAAGGGGUUAUGUGUUCCAGAAACUUCGGUAUAAAGAUUUCCAGCCCCUGAUGAACCUGUCGAAAUUAACGACAAUCAACUUGGGCGUUAACUUUAUUAAUCAAAUCGAUUUUACCAUUUUCAAGCAGCCCAAACACCUGAACGUCAUUUACUUGUCGGCAAACAGAAUUUCGCCCUUGGUCAAUGGUACUAGGCAAAGUAGUGUGCGUCUUUCUGCAGGCCACAGUCACGUCCUCAAACCCCGCUCAGCCGAUAGCGAUUUUGACCCCCAUUCGAAUUUUUAUCACAGCACCAAGCCGUUAAUAAAGCCAGAAUGUGUACGUUAUGGCAAAGCCAUCGAUUUAAGCCUGAACAACAUUUUCUUCAUCGGGCAAAAGCAAUUCAAAGAUUUCCCUAAAAUCGCUUGCUUAAAUCUGUCUUCGAAUGGCAAUGGUCAAGCAUUAAAUGGGAGUGAGUUUUCAGCUCUGUCCCACCUCAAAUAUCUGGAUUUUUCACACAAUAAACUGGACUUUGAUGCCGAUAGUGCUUUCAACGAGUUGCCUGAGUUAGAAGUGCUAGAUCUGAGCAACAAUGAGCACUAUUUCCAAAUCGCAGGGGUAACACACCGGCUGGGAUUUAUUAAAAAUUUAACGAAGCUGAAAGUUUUGAAUGUGAGUCAGAACAACAUUUAUACCCUGACGGAGUACAACCUGAGCAGCAGUUCCCUGAAACAAUUAGUUUUCAGUGGGAACCGCCUGGAUGUUUUGUGGAAGGCCGCAGAUAAGAGGUACAUGUGCAUUUUCAGGAAUCUCAACGUGCUGGAAGAGCUGGAUAUGUCCUUCAAUAACCUUGAGCGUAUCCCCAAACAAGCCUUCAUUAACCUGCCCAGGAACCUCACCAAACUGUAUCUAAAUGAUAAUAAGUUACGUUUCUUCAACUGGACGCUACUCCUGCACUUUCCUCAGCUCCAGUUGCUUGACUUAAGUAGAAACUGUCUGUAUUACUUAACGGAUAGCCUAUCUAAAAUCGCAUCCUCUCUUCAGACGCUGCUACUGAGUGAAAACAUAAUUGCCCACAUGCCCUCUGGCUUCGUUUCAGAAAACAGCAGCCUGGUAACCCUCGACUUAAGUUCCAACAAGCUCAAGAUGAUCAACAGAUCGACGUUUCAGACGAACAAGAACAGCAACUUAGCCCUUUUGAGACUAGAUGGAAACCCCUUUGACUGCACCUGCGACAUGGGAGAUUUUCUAAGAUGGAUGGAUGAAAAUUUGAAUGUCACAAUUCCUCGGCUGACAGAUGUCACGUGCAGCAGUCCUGGGGAUCAAAUAGGGAAGAGUAUUGUGACUCUAGAGCUCACCACGUGCGUUUCAGACACCAUUGCGGCCAUAUUAUGUUUCUUCACAUCUUUCCUGACUCUCACAGUUAUGUUGGCGGCUCUGGCUCACCACUGGUUUUACUGGGAUGUUUGGUUUAUUUAUCAUGUGUGUUUAGCCAAGGUCAAAGGCUAUAGGUCUCUUUCCACAUCCCAAACUUUCUAUGAUGCUUAUGUGUCUUACGACACCAAAGAUGCCUCCGUUACGGACUGGGUGAUCAAUGAGCUGCGCUUCCACCUGGAAGAGAGUGAAGAAAAAAACGUUCUCCUGUGUUUGGAGGAGCGGGAUUGGGACCCGGGAUUGGCCAUUAUUGAUAACCUCAUGCAGAGCAUCAACCAAAGCAAGAAGACGAUAUUUGUUUUAACCAGAAAGUAUGCCAGAAGCUGGAGCUUCAAAACAGCGUUCUACUUGGCCUUGCAGAGGCUGAUGGAUGAAAACAUGGACGUGAUUGUAUUUAUUCUGCUGGAGCCAGUGCUGCAACACUCUCAGUAUCUGAGGCUACGGCAGAGAAUCUGCAAGAGUUCCAUCCUCCAAUGGCCUGACAACCCCAAGGCGGAAGUCUUGUUCUGGCAAAGUCUGAAAAAUGUGGUCCUAACAGAAAACGAUUCGCGGUAUAACAAUUUGUAUGUUGACUCCAUUAAGCAAUACUAACUGAUGCUAAAUCAUGGUUUCUCAACGUAAGACAAAGGCACAGCAACGACUCUUCUGUCUUAGCCAGCUAUUGCUGUGUAACAAAUGACCCCAGAACAUACUGGCUUAGAAUGACAGAAUUUGUUAUCUUGUAGUCUCUGUGGGUCAGGAGUCCAGUCUGGCUUAGCCAGGUCCUCUGCUCGGGGUGUCUCAAAGGCUGCAAUCUAGGUGUUACCAGGGCCACGGGCAUCUCUUGGGGUUAAGACUGCAGUCUCUGAGAAACCCCAAGCUCACACUCAUGUGGUUGCUUUCAGGAUUCGCUUCCUUCUGGGCUGUUGGCCAAAGGCUGCUCUCAGUUCUCAGCCACAUGGACUCUCCCACAUGGCAGUUUGCUUCAUCAAAGCCAGCAGGAGAGAGAGGUUUUUCUGUUUUGUUUUAUUUUGUUUUGUUUUGUUUUUUUAAAUAUAUUUUUAUUGAUUUCACAGAGGAAGGGAGAGGGAAAG
This is a messenger RNA of Myotis myotis, 3800 nucleotides long. RefSeq names its product toll like receptor 8 (gene TLR8). The coding region runs from base 199 to 3318 and encodes 1039 amino acids. The transcript is spliced from 3 exons. NCBI's taxonomy places the organism in Eukaryota, Metazoa, Chordata, Mammalia, Chiroptera, Vespertilionidae. Gene Ontology annotation, biological process: canonical NF-kappaB signal transduction; toll-like receptor signaling pathway; defense response to virus. Gene Ontology annotation, molecular function: pattern recognition receptor activity; protein binding. Gene Ontology annotation, cellular component: plasma membrane. The record is from RefSeq and is a predicted model, not a curated record.